AAUUUUUACACCUUCAGCUGCCAUAGUUUGCAUUAAAGUUGAUUCAGUCCUGGUUUUUAAUACUUAUUCCAUAAUAAAAACAAAGAAAAAUAAUUUUAAUUCUGUGCAGUUUGUUUUAAACAAUUUGUGAAGGCUUUAAAAUAUUGCCUCACUAUUUUGGUGCUGCGGGCGAUGAUGAACUCCUGCCUGCCAGUGCUUGUACCUACAGAUCCAAUGCACGGCUUCCUGAGAGACAAACAAGCCUGGGAGAAUGCAAUCUCCAUGUACCAGGGACCCGAUCCACUUGAUCACUGGUAUAAUUACAUUUGCUGGUAUGAAAAUCAUCUACGCGGUGAUCCCGAAAAUAAAUUCCGUGAAACACUUGAGCGCUGCCUAGCCCUAUUUGAGCACAGUGAUUUUUAUAAACAAGAUAUACGAAUGGUGCGCCUUUGGUUGAAAUACAUUGAAAUGCAAACACACCCAUUGCAUUUUUAUCAAGUUUUAUACCAGCGGGGUGUAGGUAGACAAGUUGCUGCAUUCUAUAUAGGUUGGGCUGGUUACUAUCAAUCUAUUCACGCUUUAAAGGAAGCUGAAUCUGUGUAUAGCCUGGCAUUUCAGGAAAAAGCUCAAUCGUAUGAAGAACUGCAUCAUGCACAUAACAAGUUCUUAUAUAUGCAAUCGGCUGCUCAAAUGGCGCAGCAUCAUCAACAACAGCAGCAGCUCGCUCAUCAACAAUCUCACACGAUUCAUUAUCAACAAGCUGGUCAGUGUCAAACGCAAGCAGUCUCCCAUACAAUUGCUCAGACACAGUUACAACAAGAGACUCAUCCACAUCACCAUCAACAGUCCCAACAACCAGUACAAUCUCAGCAACUGCAGGCACAAUUGCAUCAUGCUCCACAUCAAGCUCCAAAUUAUCACAGACAACAAUCUUCCGCUGCCGCGACUGCAUCGAAUUCAUAUUAUCAGCCACAUGCGCAUGCCAAUGAUGUUAGAGCACAAGGGGAUCAGCUGUAUGAACAGCAAACUUACCAAACCACAGCAGCAAGUUAUCAAAAUCCAACAGAGCAGCCUGCUACUGCUACUACACAUCAGUUUAACGGCAGCACUGCAACAGUGUACCAAAGUAAUAUAGAAUCCCAUUCUCAAGCGCAACCCGGAAGAGUCCAAACGCAACAUGCAAGUGAAGAAUACGGGAAGGCGGCACGAUCUACAACACAAAUAGAAGAGAAUCAUGUUAUAGUUGAACCUAAAAAGGAAGUGCAAUUUGCUCCAGCAUCAACGCCAGUAAGCGGUUGCAAGCUGCCGAGAAAAUUUGCGUCUUAUUGUCGCAACAAUUACGAGACGUGGAAGCCAGCACUAUUUCUAGAAGAGCCUGACGAUCCAAAUCGUCGUUGUCACUAUGCAAAACAAUCCGUGUACCCUGGAACAGGUUUAGAAUAUAGUCCUGAAGAACUAAGAGCUAAACGAUAUGUUGCACGUUUAGCGGAGGUGGCGCGCUUAAAACAGGAAGCUGACCAACUCCAAGAAGAAAUAACUGUUAAAGUUGAAGACACACAAGAGAUACAAGAAAUCGGUGUGGUACAACAGCAACAUAUACAUCAGUAUAAAGAAACAAGUAGUGUAACGGUUGAACAAAAUAUUAGUAGAACACCAGUGCAAAACCAUAGCCAUAAGUAUUGCCUAAGUACAAAUGAGCACGCCGAGGCAAAUGGUGUAGAGCAAAUGGGACAAAAUUAUCCACAAACUGUUACCUAUACACAAACGCACAGUCAGCAUCAACAACAUAACCAACAACUCUAUCGUCAUAGUCUUAAUCAUAAUUAUCAGCAUGAGAAGCAACAACAAAUGCUUCAGCAAGAAAAACAAACAAAAAGUGAAUAUGGAAAUAAUUUAGAGGAUUUAGAAGAUCAAAUUGAGGCUUCCACCAUUCGACUGGGCGAAAAUAAAACAAUAAAAAUUAAAUUUAAGAAGGAACGCCAGCAACACGGACAUACGCUGAAAGGAAAUAACUAUGUCAUCGAAGGCAUUUACCAACAAGAGGUUUCGUCUGCUUCUCCAUCGACGCCGGAAUAUGGAAAACCUAAAAAUGGUCACAAUUUUCAUCCUUACAGUAUGGAUAAUACGUCAACGCCGAAGUCCACUAAUAAACGUUAUAAAUCAAAAUUGAAAAGAAUCAACAAACUUCCCAUUAGUACGGGUAGUAGUAGCAAUUCGUCUACUGCUGAAAAUGGUGGCGCUACUAAUGGCAACAACAGUGCAGUUGGAAUUGAGCAUAUGCAACCUGUUGCUACUGGCGAUGAUGUUGUGAAUAAUGCUACCUUCAAUGAUAAUGCAAAUUAUUCAUUUUCAAGCGCAGUUGCUUUGGAUAACUCCCAUUGUUCCUUGACUUCCGCUGUUGGACGGCUCAAUUUUCGUGAUACCACAUCAGUGUAUAAUACCAGCACUGCGGCAGAUAUAUCUACUUAUCAAGAGAAUUCCUAUUUUGCCACACAACACGAUACAGAAGCUAAGGAGCGUCGACUGCGUAAGGCACAUGAAAUCAUAGAGCAUCACUUAGCCAAGGAAGCUAUCGAUCCAUUUAAUAGUGAGCUUUGUCGCGCAUUUCUCACUAAACUUGACUUCCCCGGCUCAGAUGAUACAUGUGCCAAUUAUAAAAUCGUACAAACACCACUGCCAAAAAUUGCGAAUACACGCACGCUAUCCUUGCCAGAUGGCGUGCAAUUUAAUAUGGACAAGGAAGUGGGACGUGGCUCUUACGGUUCGGUGUACAAGGCUACCGAUGCUAAUACUGGCAACGUGGUGGCAUUGAAAUUUCAGAAGCCACCAAACACCUGGGAGAUAUACAUUUGUGAUCAAGUUUUGAAACGUGUCAAAACGUCAAGUAUCUUACCUGGUCUAAUGGAUAUAUCCGUUGCAAUAAUUGCACCGAAUGCAAGCAUUAUAGCUACAGAAUUCUCACCAUUCGGUUCACUUUUAGAUAUCAACAAUAAGAUACGCCAAGCUACCACAAAAGUAAUGCAUGAAUCAUUAGUUAUGCACUUUUCCGCGCAAAUUUGUAACAUCAUCCAUCACCUGCAUACAAAUAAAAUAAUCCAUGCCGACAUAAAGCCGGAUAACUUCCUAUUGAUGCGUAUACCUAGCACCGAUUAUCAUUAUCCAUCGUUACGUCUAAUUGAUUUUGGCUGCGCCAUUGAUAUGACGCUAUUUCCCGAACCCGAAACGACCAAAUUUCGCAAGGUUAUACAAACAGAUGGCUUCACAUGCAUCGAAAUGCAAGAGGGUCGGCCGUGGUCAUACGAAACUGAUCUAUUUUGCAUCGCUGGCACUGUACACGUCAUGCUGCUGGGCGAAUAUAUGCAGUUGCAAAAGCGUACUGGCGUAUGGGAUAUAAAACAAAAGUUACCGCGUUAUUUGAAGAAACAUGUUUGGACUAAAUUCUUCAAUGACAUGCUGAAUAUUAACAGCACAGACUUGCCGGAUUUAAAUGAAAUGCGUCAUACUUUUGAUCAGGAAGCGGCACGCAUGGAUUCCGAAUUGCAGAGCCAAAUACGUACGCUAUCAAAUAUUUUACAUCGACGAUAACCAUGGAAAUAUUUGAAGAAUAUAUGGCAAACGCCGUCAAUCGUUACCACCCACUUAAUUUUUAUAUAAACAUUUCUUUAAUUAAUUAAUUAAUUAUAUUUUAAGUUUACUCAUGCCUGUGUGCCCGGAGGGGGCAAGUAUUUGAAAGCCUUUCAUUUUGGUUCCGUUUAGUAUCUACCAUAAAUAAAGUUCAUUUUACGCAUAAAUAGUAGAUUUCAAUUUGUACAACAUGAUGUUUUUGUUAGAAACAAUGUAUUCAUAAAUAACAGCUUAAGAAGGAGGAAUGUCUUCUAUUAAUGUGUGCGCAGCAAAGCCUUUUUGCCGUUAUUAAAUCAACGUAUUCGACGCGCGGUCACAGGCUGUUGUCCUUACAAUACAUAUGUAUGUAUGCAUGAAUUUUGUUCGCUUGCAUAGUAUAAAGUUCAAAAACUACAGAAUUUUUGCAUAAUGAGAGCAAAAUUUUAAUAAGUUAAAAUAAAGC
Molecule: messenger RNA, 4045 nt
Organism: Ceratitis capitata (Mediterranean fruit fly)
Lineage: Eukaryota; Metazoa; Arthropoda; Insecta; Diptera; Tephritidae
Gene: Bub1
Product: putative mediator of RNA polymerase II transcription subunit 26
Exons: 4
Coding region: 172-3564 (1130 amino acids)
Biological process (GO): protein phosphorylation; mitotic spindle assembly checkpoint signaling; meiotic sister chromatid cohesion, centromeric
Molecular function (GO): protein kinase activity; ATP binding
Source: RefSeq, a predicted model, not a curated record